Miscanthus lutarioriparius is the source of this 336-nucleotide messenger RNA. The record is from the annotation of a GenBank genome assembly. Lineage: Eukaryota; Viridiplantae; Streptophyta; Magnoliopsida; Poales; Poaceae.
AUGGACAUCGGCUUCUACAAGCGUGUCAGGGGCAUCAAGCACAAGGCGACGACGAUGCCCUUGUACCCCCGGAAACCGGCGCAGGUGGCACCCGCCGCGCCGGCGCAGCAGGCCGUCAGCAAGGCGAAACAGCCCUCCACCACCACGGUGUGGUCGAUGCCGGCACCACCGCCGUCGACCGUGGUCGCCAUGGAGGUUGUCGGCGGCAUGGUGCCCGGCGGUGGCGAUGUCGGCAGCGACGCCGACGUCGACAGCCGGGCGGCCUUGUACAUAUCCAGGGUGCAGGAGCGGCUUCGGCGCGAGCGCAUGGCCGAGGACUGGCGGGUGUACUACUGA